AUGUGUGACGAAAAACAGGAGCAACGUAUCAAUCUCAAAUUUCUCGUUAAAUUGAAAAAAACUCCGACCGAGUGCUAUAAAUUGUUGCCAGAGGCCUAUGGAGGAAAUUCUCUAUCUCGUGCACGUGUUUUUGAGUGGUAUAAGCGCUUCAGUGAGGGCCGAGAGAGCACUGAAGAUGACCAGCGCCCGGGUCGCCCUGUCACUGUUUCAACUCCGGAAACAGUGACCAAAAUCAACCAAAUUGUGGGUGCAGAUCGUCGAAUGAGCAUCCGGAUGAUUGCCGAGGCUGUAACCGCCGAUAAAGAAACGGUUAGAAAAAUUUUACAUGAGGAAUUACAUAUGACAAAAGCCUGUGCGAAGUCGGUGCCAAAAAACCUGACUCCUGACCAAAAGUUCUUGCGUCAACAGGUCUGCUGGGAUUUCCUUGAAAAGUUAAAAGAAGAUCCCGGACUGAUGAAAAACAUUAUAACUUGCGACGAAACAUGGAUUUUUCAAUACGGUGUUGAAACAAAGCGACAAUCGAUGCAUUGGAAGACACCUGAAUCGACCAGAAUCAAAAAAGCAAGGAUAUCCAAAUCAAAAUUUAAGGCAAUGUUGAUCGUUUUUUUUUGAUAUUAACGGUAUCGUGAUGACUGAAUGGGUUCCAGAGGGUCAGACUGUCAACCAGAUUUACUAUUUAUCAGUUUUGGCAACACUGCGAGAAAGAGUUCGUAAGAAACGGCCCGAGUUGUGGAAGAACAACUCGUGGAUUUUGCACCAGGACAACGCACCUGCCCAUAACGCGCUAUCUGUGAAGCAGUAUUUGGCCGGUAAGCGCACUCCAGUGCUCGAACACGCGCCGUACUCGCCAGAUUUGGCACUGUGCGACUUUUUUUUGUUUCCAAAGAUAAAAUCUGCUUUGAAAGUGACCCAAUUUGAGUCGAUGGAAGCGGUAAAGCAAUAAACGGCAGAGCUCCUAAAGGCCCUCACUAAAGAAAACUUCCAGAACUUCUUUGAUCAAUGGAAAAAACGUAUGGAAAGGUGUGUGGCGAGAGGAGGGGAGCAUUUGAAUGUAGAAUAAAUUUUAUAAUAAAACACUUGUAACCAGUCUCGUUAUUUAAUAGCCACACUUCGUAUAUUCAACAUUUGACUCAAUAUCAUAAACUGGACUUUGCUCUUCACCUAUGCCAUCAGAGUCAUCAUUUUCGACGAAAGAUGAAGGUAAUAUAGAGAUGCAGGUCGAUGAACUAAAAUCACAAAUUAGGACAUUUUUCGAAUUAAUUAAUUUAAUGUUUGGCUGAACAGUGGCACGAAAGGUAGACACAAGAUUCAUCAUAAUUUGUACUGUUGUACUUAUAAGUCGGGAAAGGUUAAGGCAGAAACGGUUUAAUCGAUCGAUAAAAUAAAAAUAUCUGAUACUGAGGACGGGUGUAGCCACUGUUGACGGUGGGAAUUCGGGAAAGUAGGAUUUUUUGUUUUUAAAAAUUUAUGAAACAAACUUAUCUAAAUUUUAUAUUUACAUUAUUUUUUGUUACCUUAAUUUUUGGGGGUGAAACGAUUACCUCCCAUAUGUCAAAAGAUAUUUUAUUUUUAAUGAUACCUAUUAUUACAUUUGUUACAUUAAAAAUGUUAUUUCAUUGUUAAUAUAAUGUUAUUUGGCCAACAGUUUGACAUAUAAAUAUCAAGAGUAUAAUGAUAAUUUAUAUAAUUUACGUAAUGUAUACAAUUUAUUUCAUUUGUUAACACAUUAGCGCUGCCAUGAGGCCACUGGCAGCCACAAGAAUAUGUAUCAUUAGUACGCCAAAUAAAUUUGUCAAUUUCAUCAGAAAUUUGUAUGUAUACUAUUGAAUUUGAAGAAGAAAAUAUAAAAUUGAAAAAAAGUUAAAAAAUAUGUUUUUUCAAUUGAUUUAAUAAAUUGAUUUUAGGUACUAACCUUUUUCCGCAUGGAUUUUUCUUUAUUGGAGAAACAACUGCCGCAUUGUCCAUGUCCAUAAUAAUUAAUAAAAACACUCAAAUUGCAAAUUAGAUAAACAACAAAAAAUGUAGGCACGUGAACAACAAAAAAUCGUGUUAACUCUUAAUACAUUUAAAACGUAGUGACAAUACAAUUCACACUGUUUAAACGAAUUGGCCGAUUCCGGCGGUGGCAACGCUGCUUGUAGUGGGGAUGCAUGCGCGAGUUUCGACUGGUUUUCGUUCGCCAUCCUUUGCGCUCUUAGCCUGGAUAGUGUAUAGUACGGUUUACUCGAAAAAUAUUUUAUCCGAUUUCAUAUAAAAAAAUUUGUUUGUAUCUUAACAUACAUAAUAUAUAUAAAUACGGAUUUUUUAAAUUUUAAACAGUAGACUAAUUGUGAUCCAAAAUUGGUCGCGACCAAUAGUUUGAAGGCCACUGCACUAGACUACAUACCCAAUGGUUGAGAAGGAAUUGAUUUUAUGACUAUAUAAGUUAUAUUCAGUCAAUUUCAAAAACCUAUAUUAAAAGUGCUAUAAAUAGAUGGAGUAUUAGUUUAUUUUUGAAUUUUGUCAAUUCGUUGACGAGAUAAUCCACUUCUAAGUUUAGGUAGGGGGAGAGUAGCUAGCGGAGCAUAAUUUCUGUGACACCACAUACGGCGGAAACAUUUGAAAAUUAAAAGCAUGUAGUCGUUUCACCUCCAAAAAUUAAUGUAAAUAUAAAAUUUAGAGCAGCUUGUUUCAUAAACUUUUAAAAAAAUACAAAUUUCGAUAUAUCGAGUGGACACUUAAAUGGAUCACCCUAUAUAGUGGAAUUUAAUUAAUAUCUGUAUGCAACGAUUAAUAAUCUAUAACAAUAUACGAGCGAAGUUCGAUAAGACAUUUUUUGAAAUAUCGUAAUUUUGUACGGAUUUUGUUUCUAAUAACUUUUCGUCGCAGUUUUGCAAAUUUGUAGAUCUUUGUUUUAUCCAAAAUGUUAUCAUUUCAUUGUUACAGCUUUGAGGCCAAAUACCAACAUCGUUUUCAAAACCAAUAAAAGAUUUCGACAUAUCCGAUUCUACGAUGGGUUCAUUUUCUAUAGUAUUGGUAUUUUCGGUAUUUAAUUUAUGAAGUUCAGAAUCAUCAUUUUUUUCCUUUUCUAUAGGUAGAUUAAAUGUUACUUGUUUUGAUUAAAAUUGAUAAUUAGACACAUUUAUAAAUUAUUUUCAUUAAAAUUAAAUCUUUUAUCACUUAAAAUAUUUUUGUACAAAGAAAAACUACAUUCUAUGUCUACACUGGUUAUUGGUGCAUAUUUAAAACAAUUUAAUAAAGUAGACGUUAUAUUUAAAUUAAAAUUUGCUUUACCUGACAUGACUUCAUAGUAAAAUUAGCUUUUUAUACCCUUCAUUUUUUUCAAUUACACACAUAUGUUUUUCUUUAAUUUUUUUCCUAUUUGGACAAGGAAUAUUUGUUAAAAUAUUUUCAAUUUUUCCAAAAAUAUCCAUGCUUUUCAGUAGUUUAUUAUUAGAUUCUUGCAAAUUUUAAAGAUUCAUAGAUAACCCGGUUAAGUGUAAUUUCAUGAAUGCUAAACCACACUGGACUGCAUUAUUUUGUACAAGGUGUUUCAGCUUUUCGACACGUGUAGCAUCGUCUGUUAAACUUUCAAUCACGUUUUUAAACUCUUAUUUGCAUAGAAAAGUGUAGCAUUUAACCAUGUUCUCCAUCUUGUAAUAAUAUGUUUCGGGUGGUAAAGUUAUACACGGAUUUUUUUCUUUAUUCUGGAUGGUGCGUUUAGGAGAGCUUUUUUUCCUGAUUUAUGUUAAUUGCAAAAAAAGUUGCAAUAUCAAUUAAAUUCGGUCUUUAAUUAUAACUAACAAGCAUAUUUGUGGCGGAUUAUCGGUUAGUUAAUUGAUGUAUAUGUACCUUAUAUAAUAGUCAAGACGGUAUCUUUUCGCGUGGGUCAAUCAACUGAUUUAAUAAAAUACCUAUUAGUAUAGGAGAAACAGAAUGUCCAUUAAUAAUAAAAUUUCGUAUUUAAUCGAGAGGCCCUGAAACGGGUAACAAACAUAUUGUGAUACACGAUCUACAGACGGGUCGGAACACGGCAGUUUUAGUAGGCACCACCAGGCGGACGUACACAUCCAUAACGCGGGAAAAACAUAUAGAUACGAAAAUUAUCCCGUGGGUUGUGGCGGGUUGUGACGUGGCCGUCGAAUGGGCCGGGGUGCGGGGUGAAUGGGGAAACGGUGCCGACGACCUUCCGUCGGUGAGCCGCCGCUACGAACGCACGCUGAAUUUUCGUAACGAUCAUUUUGGGCCAUCGCGGUAA
Molecule: messenger RNA, 4237 nt
Organism: Cinara cedri
Lineage: Eukaryota; Metazoa; Arthropoda; Insecta; Hemiptera; Aphididae
Source: the annotation of a GenBank genome assembly